AUCGGCAAUCUGAGCAGAAUAAUGUGCAUAAUUAAUUCAUGCCAAAAUAACAACAUUUCUGCGGAUAAUUUGUGAGUUAAAUUGUACUUCUUCGCACUGGAUGUAAUAAUAGCAUAGCUGAACAAGAUGGCGGAGGCAGUGGUGGAGUUUGACUAUGAUGCCGUCAAUGGGGAUGAACUCACUCUCCAUAAGGGUGCCAUCAUCAAGAACAUAAACAUGAUGGAAGGAGGAUGGUGGGAAGGAGAAGUCCAUGGUAAAAGAGGAAUGUUUCCAGACAACUUUGUCAAGGUCAUUGAGAAGCCAAGUCCUGCUAGUACACAGAAGCCAGUCGUAGCAGCAGCACCGCCAGCUUCGUCCACAUCGUCAUCCUUAUCAUCAUCGUCAUCGAUGAAGUCACAUGGUCCAGGUGUAGCCAAUGGGGAUGUGUCGUUAGGGAAUACAGAGAUGGGUGAUGAAGCUAAAGUCAAGAAGAGAGAGGGCGGGAGUAAGAAGAGGAAGAUGCGUGCAAAGGUGACCUUCAGCUAUAGCCCUCAGAAUGAGGAUGAGUUAGAGCUGGUAGUGAAUGAGACAGUAGAGGUCGUUGACCAGCCAGAGGAGGGAUGGUGGGAGGGUGUCAUCAAGGGUAAAAGUGGUCUCUUCCCUUCAAACUUUGUCACCAUGGUGGAUGAAGAUGAUGCCUCAGAAGCAAAGUCAGAAGCGGUAUCAUCUUCUGGAGGAACCACGCCCAUGGAGGAGGAGAACAAACCUGUGAGGAAGAUCAAGAGUUCAGGCAUUGGACAUGGUAACAUAUUUGCUCAAGGGAUCCCUCAGUUGAGGAAGACGCCUACAACGGAUAAAGAGCCACGUACUCAAGCUAAAGCUGCUGAGUCUCACCCUUUUGCUUUGAAACGGAUGUCAUUACGGAAGAAAGAACACGAGGAGAAGAAGGAUGAGGAAAAGAAGGAAGACAAGAACGCAUCAUCAGCGGCAGAAGCAAAAGGGAUAUUUAAAGUGAAGGUAAUAUACGACUACGAGCCAAAGAACGGAGAUGAGCUGCAGCUGAAGAAGGGAGAGAUUGUGACAGUCAUCGAUAGAGAUGCUGGUGAUAGCGGCUGGUGGAAGGGAGAAGUCAAUGGUAAAACCGGUGUCUUUCCAGACAACUUUACAGAAGAGAUUUCUGAAGAGAAAUCGAAAAAGAAAAAUAUGCCUGCACCUGUUCCAGCCAGACCUGUAUCAGGCUUAUUUCGUGGGUCAGACGACGAUCACCAUACACUGUCUGCACCACCACGUCCCUCAAGACCUGGUAGUAUGGAGGUUAAAGGUGGUUCCACACAGAAGCCAGGUAUUACUAAGCAACCAUCUCAGGAUAGCAAGUUAGCUCCCAAGGAAAACGGCUCUAGGCAUCUCCCUCCUGGUGCUAAACAGGUACUCCCACCACCUACAGCAGGGAGACCACAUGUGUUCAACAAGCCUACAGCACUGACCAAGCCUCAAGUGCCGGCAUCUAGACCACAUGAUGUUAAAGAGACAUCAAAGGAUAGCACCGACUCCGGCAAAACAGAUCCCAAAGAAUCAACUUUUGACAACAUCACAAUCAACACGGAGAAACUGACACACAUCAACCUGUCUAGACCGAAAGCAACCCCAAAUAGGAGACCGCCCUCAACUUUUGGUAUGCCACCGCCUGCUGCAUCGUCGUCAUCUAACACGCCCCUCUCACCCCUCAUCAGUCCCCCUCCUACCUCCACCUCACCACCACUGAUCGACAGCGUCGAUGGGGGCCCCACCACCACGCCUCACCCCUCCUUCUCCCACACCGACUCCCACACUGACGAGGAGCCUAAACAGCCUCCCCCAUGGAGUAGAGACAUCAAAAAAUCACUUCGUAGGCCGCCUGUUGCACGUCCCACCCAGGAUAAGAAAUCUCCUCCCUCUUCCACCAGCAGCUCCUCUCCUCCCAAUAAUACUCCACCCCUUGCUCCACGCGCCAAACAUAAAAAGCCGCCCCACCUGUCCUCGACACCCCUCGCCCCUAUACCGGACCACGACCCUCCAUCAACCCCUUCAAAUACCUCAAGCUUAGCCUCAUCUUCUAAGUCGGAGGAACCCACUCCCAGUGCCCCGGUAAAGUCAUCAUCUCAGGCUCACCCUCCUGCUGCGCUCCCUGAAAAGCCCAAGGCUCACCCUCCUGCCACGCUCCCUGAAAAGCCCCGCCCCCCAGCCCCAGACCACCUCCCGCCCCGCCCCUCUACCGACCCCGCCCCGGCUUCCAAGGAGUCCCAUAGCAGUGACCCGCCUUGGAAGACGGAGCUGAAAAACAGAACUAACAAAUCUAGUGGACUUUCUUCUGCUUCGGGUGCUCAGUCUGCUGAGAAUGGUAGUGGUCCUCCAAGUAGUGUUCCUCCAAGCAGGCCUAAGGCCUCUUCCACCACCACCCCAACCCCUGCCCCAGCCACAGACACCAGCAGUGCUCCUCCUCCUCCAAGGCCUGCUGUAGGUGUUACCAAGACAACACCAUCCAUCAACUCCUCCGCUCCUAAAGACGGAGCAUCGUCGGCAGAUGUCCAGGAGCUGAAGAAAGCAAUCAAAUCACUCCACGAAACCAUUGCAAGCAUAAAGACUGAAUUCAAGAAAGAGGUCAAAAAGCUGAUGACGGAAGUUGAUGAGGAGAAGAAACACCGGAUGAUGAUGCAGGUUGAGUUAGAAAGGAUUAAGAAACUUGUAAUGGAAGGAGACUGAUCUUCAUGGAAACCAUCUUCUCAUCCGUGCAAAAAAAAAGAGACGGUUAAUAGUUCUUUCAUCAGCGGGACGCUGUUUGGCAACAAACUUCUUUUUUUUUAAAGAACAUUCAAAGAUUUCAUCGCCAAGUCUUUUCAGAUAUAUUUGUUUUUAUUUUCAACUCUGCUGCACUCUACGCCUCCUGGAAGACAUUCAAGAUUGCACACUUUUCCAUGUCUUUGUUUAAAAAUUAUUCCAUUAAACAGAAUUCCUCCGUCGGACCAAAUUGUUUCUGUCAUCCUAAACAUUCUAGUCUUUAUGACGAGGGCAUAUGUCAAGAUAUUUGAAUUCAUUUAUAUUACAAUAUAGAUACAUGUAUAUUUUACCAUGUAAAGAUUGUUAUACUACAAUGAUGUAUUAAUUCACAUGUUGAUGUAUAUAAGAUUUGAUGCACAUUUCUUGCUCUUUCACAGAGAGUAGGCUAAGAAUACAAAUUGUGAUCUAAUCGCAGGAAGCCCUGAUAAAGUUAAUAAUACUUCUUUGACAGCCUUGGGAACCAUGAGAACACAAAGCAUGUUUGGAGUCAGUGAUGAUGAUAACUGUCUUUCAUAUAGUGCUUUUUAGACACAAGUAGCCUACCUUAUCAAAGCGCUUUAAAAUGUUUUAUUAUCCUGAUCAUCAGAUUAAAACAAGAUUCUGCACUUUAUACUGCUCACUUUUCCCUCUCCUGGGUGCAUUCUAAUUAAACCUGAUGGUGAUUUUUCAGGUGCGCAUAUGCUAAAUCCAGCUAGAUGACAUUCAUACCCUACUGGAUGCCCAUUUAACACCUGUGUGAAGAGAAGCAAUGUAGAUAAAAUGCCUUGUUUCAAUUGUAAGUGCCUAGUCAGUGCUAGAAGUCAGGACCUAGCUUUAUUAUUCCAAGUAGUGUAAUAAAAGUGCUUGACUAUAACUCUCCAAGAUGUUAGCAUGGAGAUAAUCUCUAUUCCUAAAACAUCCAAUUUAAAACCCCACUGCACUACUUAUAAGCUACUUGUGCCAUAUAUAUAGCAGUCAAUGCCUAAUCUGUGACAGCUGUUCCCCCACGAUCCCCUCUUAUGUUAAUUGAGAGCUGAUUUGAUGAUAACCACCUGUCAGUGACCAUGCAGGGAGGUCUAAACCCUCCUGACCAAACUAGUGCAGAGGGGCUUUAAUUUUGGUGCUGCCAACUUUAUCAAUUUUAUCAGGGCCUCUCUAUAUUAAGGUCACAUUUAGAACUAAAUAUGCCUACUACAUGUAAUUGCAAAUGUGAAAUGUAUAUGAGCUUGGAAAUAGAAUUGUAUUCAUUUUUAAAAUCAUUAUGGUAUGUUACAGUGUUAAGUAUGAAUGCAGUGUUUAAAUAGUAUCAUACCUGUGUAUGUAUCUUGAAGCUGUUGUUUUGGGAAUUUGUAAGGCAUUAAUUUGCAUGAUGAUACACAAGAGCUUUGUUCUUCAGGGGAAAAUAGGCACUGACCUCACAUAGGAAGAAAACAAAUAAAUAAAAUAGAGAGUUAAUGAGAUGCUCAUUAUAGCUUGCAAUGAGAUUUAGUAGUUAAUCCAGUUGGGGAGGGGGGGGGGGGGGGGGCUGGAUAAUGCUACAGACUAUAGAGAGAUAUAUAUGCAACUAUUCAAUAGAAAUCACUCUUUGAGUAGACCUCUUAUUCUUUAAUAUCUUUCAAAAGGUCCUCCAGCAUCAUGCUAAAUGUACUGUACUCCAUUGCUGUUCUUCUCCUUAGAGUUCUAAUUUCUGGGCUUUGAGGGAACAAUGGUGUUGAAUGCCAAGUUCCUUGAAGAAAAAAACACUGUUUAAAAAAUUGUUGAAGAAUAUUUUGUUUUAAUGUUUAGCCAGCUCUUUUAUGAAUUUUCUACAGUGAAUCAGCAUUUCCUUGCAGUGACAUGGCUUUUUUGGUUAAACCAAAGAUGAUUUUCAGUUUCUACUGGAGCUGUAUUGGACUUUUUGUCACUCAUACUCAGAGAUUCACCACAUUACAUUUAUGGAGUAAUUGCUGUACAUCCUCUUUAUUCAUGUUGUUAUAUUUGCAGCAUCCAAUAAGGUUGUUAACUGAGAUGAGGAAAGGUAAUUCAAUUCAAUUCAAUUCAAAGAAGCUUUUAUUCAAUCUUGUCAAAAAGUCCAAAGACUAAAAAUGUGAGUUUACAUCAAACAUACAAUCAUAUAAAAGAGCAUUAAAAAAAAUUCAUAUAAAGAAAAACAUGGCAAAUGGGAAAAAUUAUAAAUUAAAAUAAAUUAAUUAAUGUAAAAGGAAUAUACUUAAUAAAUGAGGAUAAAUAAAAGGAAGAAAUGAAAUCAAAAUUGCAUAACCAGCUGGCUUACUCCAAUGUAUUUUGUAAUUUCUUAUCUUUUUUCAUCUUCAGUAAACAAUGUAUAUUGUGCAGACAGUUGAGCUACAUGCUGUAUAUUUUUUAUGCAAAAAAAGAAGGUAUGAAUUCAUAACAUUUAAAAAUCCGGAACUGAUCUUUUAUUUGUAAGGAUUCAUAUUAUUGAUAAGUCUUUCAUUUCAAUGUCUAUGGAUGUUUAUACACAGAGAUUUGUGUGCUUAAUGAAGAGUAUAUUUGUAAUUAAUUGUAAAACUGUAAUUGCAAGCAGCCAUGUUGGUCAGACUACAGAGUUGAAUCCUACGCUCAAUGUGAAUGUUAUAUCAUGUGAAUAGUAUCUGUUCUGUUCAGAUUCUUCCAUGUGUAAGAAGGAAGGAUUUAGAGACCUUUGUUUAAUACAAACAAGAUAGAAAUCAGUCAUUAUUAUUUAUGUCUCUUUUGACUCACGCUCUCUUCUCUCAUUUGCAAGAAUAUUCAGGAGUGACUGAAGGAAACAAUGAAGAAGAUUAUUGUGAAUGGAGGAAGAUGAUUUGUAAACGACAAAGGGAUUAAUUUGAGCCUCUUUUCCAUGUUUUUGAUGUUUCGUACAAUGCAAAUAUAGCACAAUUUAUAAAGCUUUAGCCUGCUUCCAAAUGGAUUGGCACUUUGUUUUGUUCUCCAGCCUUUAUAUGUCACUGAUACAGGAAAGGACGUUUCUGUCCAUGUUUUGUCAGUUGUUCCCAUUCUUGGGAAUGUAAAACAAUCUUAUGAAAAUUAUGGCAGAUUUUUCUUCUAACAUUAUUUCUUCCAGUCUCAGAAUAACCGAUAAAUGCACAGUAGGAGCAGGGGAGUACAAAAUAGGAAAGCCUGUAUCUGCCUGAAAGUGCUUUCUUUGUCUAGUAAAAUUGCAAAAGUGGCCAUGAUUUAAAAGUCUGGAAAGGAUGGCAGGUAUGUGAUUAAUUAGAGGCUACUUGAAGUUUAACAAAUGGAAAUGCUCAAAUAUGUUGUGAGGUGUCACAAAUGAUUCUAUAAAAAGGGAUUAAUAAAGCAAGCAUAAAGAUAUACAGUUAAUGCUACAAGUUACUUUCAAUACUUCACAUGCCUUCACAUGAAGAAUGUAUGCUUAAUUGUAAAAGUUUCGUUGUCAGAUUUAUUGAAUUUUCUCUCUCCACUUUCCCCUUAUUCAAGCAUUAUGAAUGCAGUCUUUCUUUCAUUUAUUUUUAGUUUGGAAAUGAUUUAAAGCGAUCUUGUUGUUAUCCAAUCCCAUCAUUGAUUUAAAAAUCAUUUUAUUCAUAUCAAGGUUGUAGGUGCUUUAGAAAUUUGUUUGUAUGUACUUAAAGUCUGUUAAUGUAUCAUGUAAAGGAACCCAUACAGAUGUAUUUAUUUAUUUGUUGAUUACAUGAUUCUCCUGUACGCGAUUUCAUCUCAAUUUAGUGUAUUUAUAGUGAUAGGGUGUUUUUUGUGUGUUUUCAUUUUUACUGAAUGGUAAAGGAGGAAAGGCAAAGAAUUCUGUAUCCUGAUUGAUCGUAAUUGCAGUUUUUUAUAUGUGUGUAAAGCCAUAGGGGAAUGAUGACAGUAAUUUGGUGUUCUAUUGUGAUGCAUAUAAUUUGUUGCCCUCCAAAAUUCUUGGUUAAUUAUUAGCCCAAGUGUAUAGAAUACCAAUAUACCUUUAACACCAACUCUUUUACAAGCAAGUUGGAACAUUAAAUAUGAAUAUUUCAGUACGUGGAGAGAAAUACAUUAAUUGAAAUGUAUGAUAAAGUAUUGGAUACACAGACCCUUGAGGGAUUUGAAUCUGGUACAUUGUUUGAACAUUUGAUAGUAAUGUUGGAGACAUAUUAUAGUUUUGAAGAUGACAAUGACCUCCUUGGCUAACCCCAGUCAAACUACCCCCCCCCCCCCAGACAAAUGUUCCUUUGAAAAGUAAACAAAAAAAAUACUUUAAUUACCUGUAGGUACUUUUUUGAGGGUAAUAACAGGAAUUUCAGGAGUAAAUUAUUGGGUUUCGUUGUCCAGUAAGGUACAUGGAGUUGGCAAGGUGUUAUAGCGCUUAGAGAUUUCGGUUGUAAGCACUUUAUAAGCACCAUUUUUAUUAUUAUUAUUAUAAUAAUGUGCAUACUUGUCCUUUUUGUUAGCCUGGCUAAUUCUAAGCCCUCUUUACCCUCCACUCUUAAUUCAACCACAUUUUAUUGAGAUUUAUAUCCAGUAUCUUGACCCUCAAAAAGGGCAGUAAUUAUGAAGAGAUAUACGAAAAGAAUGAAAUAUACCAAUAUAGGCCUGAAUUAAAGGUUAAACCAUUACUUUUAUUUGAGCUAUUGAUUUUAGUAAUAAAAGUAAAACUUUUGUAAUUUCAGAUUGUUUACUAUAAAUUAUUUUCGUCAGUGCUAUCAUUUCUUCUUCAUGUAAAUGCGUUCAUCAUAGAUGUUAUGUUCUGUAACUGCAUUUACUUGUAUAAACCCGGAGUUUACCAACAUUUGUAAAUUCGUAUAUGCUAUGAAAGAUGGUAAUUAUAACAAUGUUUUUGCAAUGUAUUCUUUCAAUAAAAGACUGGGAAAAUAUGAGAUAAAUUUCUAUUAUUGUUUUGUAUCAAAUAUGAAUACUGAGAUAAAUAAAACUUUUAGAAAGUUGCUCAUUUUGAAUUUGAACAUUGUAGAAAUAUUGGGAUAGAUGAAAUAAAAAAUUAUAUAUAUAUAGACCUGAAA
This is a messenger RNA of Strongylocentrotus purpuratus (purple sea urchin), 7727 nucleotides long. Its product is annotated as SH3 domain-containing kinase-binding protein 1. The coding region runs from base 127 to 2718 and encodes 863 amino acids. The transcript has 16 exons. Lineage: Eukaryota; Metazoa; Echinodermata; Echinoidea; Camarodonta; Strongylocentrotidae. Gene Ontology annotation, molecular function: protein binding. The record is from RefSeq and is a predicted model, not a curated record.